Molecule: messenger RNA, 1175 nt
Organism: Molossus molossus (Pallas's mastiff bat)
Lineage: Eukaryota; Metazoa; Chordata; Mammalia; Chiroptera; Molossidae
Gene: HPGD
Product: 15-hydroxyprostaglandin dehydrogenase
Exons: 7
Coding region: 10-810 (266 amino acids)
Cellular component (GO): cytoplasm
Molecular function (GO): oxidoreductase activity, acting on the CH-OH group of donors, NAD or NADP as acceptor
Source: RefSeq, a predicted model, not a curated record
GGCCGCACCAUGCACGUGAACGGCAAAGUGGCGCUGGUGACCGGCGCGGCGCAGGGCAUCGGCCGAGCGGUGGCAGAGGCGCUGCUGCACAAGGGCGCCAAGGUAGCGCUGGUAGAUUGGAAUCAUGAAGCAGGUAUGAAGUGUAAAGCUGCUCUGGAUGAGCAGUUUGAACCUCAGAAGACACUAUUCAUCCAGUGCGAUGUGGCGGACCAGGAACAACUGAGAGAUACUUUCAGGAAAGUUGUAGACCACUUUGGAAAACUGGACAUUUUGGUCAAUAACGCCGGAGUGAAUAAUGAGAAACACUGGGAAAAAACACUGCAGAUUAACUUGGUUUCUGUUAUCAGUGGAACCUAUCUUGGUUUGGAGUACAUGAGUAAGCAAAAUGGAGGCGAAGGUGGCAUCAUUAUCAAUAUGUCAUCUUUGGCAGGACUCAUGCCAGUUGCACAACAGCCUGUUUACUGUGCUUCGAAGCAUGGCAUAAUCGGAUUCACGCGCUCAGCAGCGAUGGCUGCUAUUCUUAUGAACAGUGGUGUGAGAAUGAAUGCCAUUUGCCCAGGCUUUGUCAAUACACCCAUCCUUGAAUCCAUUGAAAAAGAAGAAAACAUGGGACAAUAUAUAGAAUAUACGGGCCCCAUCAAGGAUAUGAUGAAAUACUAUGGGAUUUUGGACCCAUCGAUGAUUGCCAAUGGAUCAAUAACCCUCAUUGAAGAUGAUGCUUUAAAUGGCGCUAUUAUGAAGAUCACAACUUCUAAGGGAAUUCAUUUUCAAGACUAUGAUGCAACUCCAUUUCAUGUAAAGGCUCAGUGAACAUCUUAUUUAUCAGCCAUAAUUGAAAAUAAUCACAAAUGACUCAUAUUCAGACCAUAUCUUCAUUUGGAUAUAGCUUUUAGAAUGAAAUGUUAUUGUGUGACACUUUCUUUCAUACAUUUGAUGUUAGCUUUGUUUCCUACAUGAUUAGUCAAAUAUAUAUUUCAAAAAUUAGGAACUGUCAAAAAUAUAAUGUGGACCAAAGCUAGGUUUUAUCCUUAAUGAUUAAAACAAAGGAUAUCCAAGGAAUAUUCUGCUUUUCAAAAAAUGUAUUUAAAUUCGUGGUUCAUAAAUAUUAAAGAUUUUUAGAACAUCAUUUUAAAUGAGAUACUUCAAUUGUUACUUAAAUAAAAACAGAUGUAAAA